AUGUGGUUUCUUGAUGAUGAGCUCGCUGGAAAGCUUAGAAUGAAAAGGGAUGGGAGGCUAGGGCCUAGAUGGGACAGGUUCACUCGAGAUGAGAUUGACUUUGUUGGACUGGACCAGUCUGGCAGGAACCGCAGGUUCAAAAACCAGCGACCCUGCAAUGAAGAUGCUUUCCCGAUGUGUCGAGGAACGCAGACGGACCACCGUCCCAAGUUGCUUAUUCGUAAGCUGACCCACCCAGGAAAGAUGCUAGAAAACCGUUUGGAGCAUCUGCACUGA
Messenger RNA from Penicillium oxalicum, 276 nucleotides. RefSeq lists its product as uncharacterized. The coding region runs from base 1 to 276 and encodes 91 amino acids. NCBI's taxonomy places the organism in Eukaryota, Fungi, Ascomycota, Eurotiomycetes, Eurotiales, Aspergillaceae. The transcript has a single exon. The record is from RefSeq and is a predicted model, not a curated record.